This is a messenger RNA of Trichoderma breve, 852 nucleotides long. RefSeq lists its product as uncharacterized. Gene Ontology annotation, molecular function: oxidoreductase activity. NCBI's taxonomy places the organism in Eukaryota, Fungi, Ascomycota, Sordariomycetes, Hypocreales, Hypocreaceae. The record is from RefSeq and is a predicted model, not a curated record. Bases 1 to 852 code for a protein of 283 amino acids. The transcript has a single exon.
AUGGCCGUCAUCUCCAGCAUCCCCCGCGGCGACGUCACCGCCAACCUCAACUACUACACCGCCCCAACCGACGGCUCCGCGCCCUACAACCUCGUCGGCGACGACCACCCCAAGGAUCUCGCCCGCCGCAACUACGGCGACGACUUCCACGACGUCGUCAUCCACGACAUCCGCGGCUCCGAGUCCAGCUUCACCCUCGACAAGGACGCCUUCCAGCUCAUCCAGGGCGUCCCCGAAUCCGCCGAGAAGGAUUUCGUUGAGGAUACUUCCAUCCAGAAGAAGUACUACCCAGAGGUCGAGAAGUUGCUGUUGGACAACAUCCCCGGCGCCGAUAAAGUCUACAUCUUCGACCAUACUAUUCGCCGCUCUAACCCGGAUGCUCACCGAACUCCCGUCCUGCGCGUGCACAUUGACCAGACCGCCGCCUCCGUCGAGAAGCGCGUGCGCCGGUACUUCCCCGACGAGGCCGACGCCUUGCUCCAGCGCCGCUACCGCAUCGUCAACGUCUGGCGGCCCCUGAACAAGAACCCCGUUGAAGCGAACCCUCUCGCUGUGGCAUCUACUUCCACGCUUGAUGAGAAGGACGUUAUCCCCAUCUCGCACCGCUACUCGGACGGCUAUAUCGGCGAGACGGCGGCCAUCAACUACAACGCGAACCAGAAGUGGUACUAUGCUAGCGGCAUGACUGGUGAUGAGCGCUUGUUGCUUGAGUGCUUCGACAGCGAGUCUUUGAAGCCUGGGUCUGGUAUUGGUGGACGUGUGCCUCACACUGCCUUUACUGAUCCCAGGACGAGGGUGGAUGCCGAGGGCCGCGAGAGCAUCGAGGUUCGUGCUUUGGUGUUUGGCAACUAA